Pimephales promelas (fathead minnow) is the source of this 2559-nucleotide messenger RNA. The record is from RefSeq and is a predicted model, not a curated record. Lineage: Eukaryota; Metazoa; Chordata; Actinopteri; Cypriniformes; Leuciscidae.
UCCUACACAGAAUAAGUAUCUUAGACACUUGGAGUUUUUUUCCACUAUGAACAUGCACCUGCACUGGCUAACAGUUUUUCUUGUCUUAAUGGGGCAGGAGUCUGAUGCUGAAAACUGCUCUGCUACAGAAACAGCUGAAGCUAAAAAAAGACUUUUUGAUCGUCUCGCCCUGAACGAGAAUUCCUCUCAGAAUACUAGAAUGUGGCCCUUGACGUUCCAUGAUGACCCACUAGAUUUUCCAUACUUUGACCCUGCUGUCGUUAAUGUGGACAUGUAUGUGACCUCCAUCACAAAUGUGAAUGAAAAAGCCCAGAGCAUCACGAUACAGGUCAAAAUGAUAACUGCUUGGCCAAAUUCCAAUAUGACGUGGGAUCCUGACGAAUAUUGUGGAAUCAAAUCAUAUGCAGCCCCUAAAAAUUUGUUUUGGACACCAGACAUUUGUAUAAUGGAAAGUAUCAAGACAGAUUUUGGAACAAAGGAGUCUCCAUAUGUGGAGUUGCUCAGUUAUGGAUUUACAGUGUCAACUGAUGUUUUAGCUCUGACCACGGCCUGCAAGAUGGAUCUCUACAGGUUUCCCUUCGAAACCCAAAUCUGCAAAAUAACACUUCAGUCUACAGUGUAUUCAGUUCAGGAGAUUAUACUUAAAACAUUAUCUGAAUCAAACCGGACGACCUUCAAGUCGAAGGAGCUAUUUCAGGCCCAGGGAGAGUGGGACUUUAUCAGUAUAAAUAGCACUGAGACUACCAUUGAAGAAGAUGUUGGAGAUUCUGAAAUAAAUCAGCUGAUAUAUCAGAUCACCAUAAAAAGGAGACCUCUACUGUAUGUCAUAAACAUUAUGAUACCUGUGUUUUUCUUCCUUGUGCUGGAUGUGAUCUCCAACUUCAUUGACAUAAGUGGAGCAGACAAAGUGAGCUUUAAAUUGACUUUACUGCUGUCUAUUUCUGUGAUGCUGCUGAUCCUUUACAACACACUUCCCUCUACGGCUGAAAACAUCCCUCUGAUUGCGAGUUACUGCUGUGCGGUUUUCUGUCUAAUUGGCAUUGGCAUCCUGGAGACGUGUUUUGUGAAUUUUCUGAUGACUAGAGGAGAUGAGAAGAGAUCAGCGGAAACAACAUCUACUGUCAGUGGCCGAGAUGACGGUGAAAGAGACUUGAAUAGCCCUCCAGACUCAGUUAGAGAUCAGAAUGAAAAGUCUUCAACUGCAACUCGACCAAUCCAAUGGAAGAAGCUGUCCUGGACCAGAGUGGCAAGAAUCGUAGAUGUGACCUUCUUGGUUCUUUACAUAAUAACUAUUAUUGUGUUUCUGUCUGUGCUUUGUAACAUUUGGUUUCCAUUGUGACGUCUUAUAUAGCACACAAUAUUAACUUUUCUUCAUCAAAUCAUAGUAUAUAAUGGUGAAAAUGUGCCGUGAGUCCAAAGUGGGUUAUAGUAAUGAAUUACACUUUUACGCGCAUGUGAUUGACAGAUGAAAAAUGCACUCUUAUUCCAUUGUUUUAAUUCUUUAUUUCAGCGUAGUACGUUUAGUUUAACUGCGUUGUUAAAGAGGGCGAGCUUUACCAUUAAACUGAACUGUGUGCUUGGCAUUUUAAACAAUAACAUUAUUCUUGCUCCAUCCAUCCAACAACUGCGUCCUUGUAUGAGCCGAGUUUUCUAUUUACUUCCACUUCUCAGUCCUUUGGUAAUAUCAAGUAUGACCCAUUUCAUGACCCAUUUUGUGGUUGCCAAAUUUUAUUGAACACAAGUAUUUCACUUUCAUUGGAAGUAACAGAGUCAAGUUGGCUAAAAUUAUCAUGUUGGAAAUUGAGGCAGGACAAAAAUUAAACAUAGUUAACCAGACAAAACUUCAUCUAGUAGGAAUGACAACUUUUUAUUUAGUAGUUCUGACUAAAUUAACUUAAGUUCAUACAACAAGAUUACAACAUGAUUCGAUUUUGUUGGAAAAAUGUAAUUCAAUUUCGUGGUAAAAGUUUCCCUCAAUGUAAUUAAGUUUGUUUAUUUAAGUGUGCUCUCUACAGUAUAUCCCUGUUUGUUUAGUUUUUUGUCUGCCGUUGUGUCUAGCACACACUUAUUUGAUCUGUAUAUUUGAUCUGUUUUACCUCUUCCUGCCUGACUAAAGUUUACAGUAAUUUCAAAGGGCUGUCAGCUCCAUUAUUUCCUGGAAAAUAUUUAUUUAAUACUGUUUUUUUAUUAUUAUUAUUAUUCAACUGUUUAUUCAAUUUACAAUGUAAAAAGUGAACAUUUUCUGCCUGAUUCUACCUAUAAAUUAUAAUUUUGUCAUUGUAACGUAAUUUAAUCGGGUUUAUGUAACAUAAAACAAGGGGAUGAUGUUUUAACUUAACUGAGCUAUACAAUUUCCAAUAAAGCUCAGGAUGGACACAUUGGACACAUGCGCACAUGACUGCACCAGACCUAUAGAGGGCAGUAUAGUCAUGACAAAGAAGAAAAAAAGGUUUGUUAUUGGCUACUUCUUGCUGAUCGGCGAAUUUGAUUUGAUGAGAUUUGGGGGUUUUAAUCACAUUAUGUUGCAUUAAACUGAAUAUCACAAUUGACAUAAUAAAA